AUGGUAACUCUUUUCACAAUCCCCGUCUCCGCGACGGGAGGCAGCAUCGUCUGCUCUAACCCGACCUCCUCAAACGAGGACAAGAACAUUUACAUCCUCACAUUCACAUCAGGGAAGGAUAAUCGACUGAUUCCCGCAUUCAUUGACGCGCUGCUGCUUGCGCUAGAUAUCAUCGAGCACCGGUAUCCAAAGGGGGUGGUUGUGACGACGAGCGGGAUUCAGAAGUUCUAUAGUAAUGGAUUGGAUCUGGAAGUUGCGACGACAACGGAGGGAUUCACGCAAAAGUGGUUGUGGAAGUUGUUUCGGCGGUUUUUGACCUACCCUAUGCCAACAAUCAGCCUGCUGAACGGCCACUCCUUCGCCGCCGGCUUCAUGUUGGCUAUGUACCACGACUACCGCAUUCAGAACCCAUCCCGCGGCUUCCUCUGCAUCAACGAGCUCGACUUCGGCGUCCCCCUACAAGCCCCCAUGAUGACUAUCUUCCGCGAGAAACUCACCCCGCCGACCUUCCGCGACGUUGUCCUGGGUGCGAAGCGCCUUCCCGGCCCCGAGGCGUUGCAGCGCGGUAUCGUUGAUGGCGUUGGGGGAUUGGAGGAGACGGUGAAAUUUAUUAAGGAGAGGGGGUUGCAGACGAAGGCGGAUACAGGGAUUUAUGGGACUAUGAAGGAGGAGAUGUAUCGGGAGUCGUUGGGGAUUUUGGAUGAUGAUGCGGCCAAUUUGGUGUGGAGGGAGAAGGUUGAGAAGAGGAAUGAUGGGUUGAGGGAGGAGGGGUGGAAGAGUGUUAAGGUGUGGGAGGGGAAGGCUAAGUUGUGA
Molecule: messenger RNA, 813 nt
Organism: Aspergillus ruber CBS 135680
Lineage: Eukaryota; Fungi; Ascomycota; Eurotiomycetes; Eurotiales; Aspergillaceae
Product: enoyl-CoA hydratase/isomerase family protein
Exons: 2
Coding region: 1-813 (270 amino acids)
Biological process (GO): fatty acid beta-oxidation
Cellular component (GO): peroxisome
Molecular function (GO): delta(3)-delta(2)-enoyl-CoA isomerase activity; enoyl-CoA hydratase activity
Source: RefSeq, a predicted model, not a curated record